Vespula pensylvanica (western yellowjacket) is the source of this 2425-nucleotide messenger RNA. Its product is annotated as transcription initiation factor TFIID subunit 6-like. Gene Ontology annotation, biological process: transcription initiation at RNA polymerase II promoter; RNA polymerase II preinitiation complex assembly. The transcript has 9 exons. The coding region runs from base 474 to 2396 and encodes 640 amino acids. Lineage: Eukaryota; Metazoa; Arthropoda; Insecta; Hymenoptera; Vespidae. The record is from RefSeq and is a predicted model, not a curated record. Gene Ontology annotation, cellular component: SLIK (SAGA-like) complex; SAGA complex; transcription factor TFIID complex. Gene Ontology annotation, molecular function: protein heterodimerization activity; transcription coactivator activity; RNA polymerase II general transcription initiation factor activity.
UACACAAGCCGCCGUCAGGCGGCGCUAACGACCUGUUUUGGCUAUUUCUUUAUAACCAAUAUAUCGUUACUAUACAACGUCGAAAUGUUUUCUAUGUUCAAUUAAAUAUCGUCGAAUUUAGUGCAAUGGCUGAUGCCGUUGAUGUCGUUACGUUCUUUGGAUUUGAACGGUCGUUUUAAGUGAAACACAUAACUGAAGAAACUAUCAAAUUUGUAUAAGUUAUAUUUGUAAAUAUCAUGUAUUUUGAUAUUCGUCGACAAAUAAGAAAUGGAAAAAUAUUAUAUAUGUCAAUGAAAGGAUAUAAAAGUGAUCAAUUUGAUUUAACAAAUUGAAUAAAUCAUAAGUAUCACACAUUCAUGCAAUUAAUAUAUGAGAAAAGUCAAAUAUUUAUGUGUAGAUGACUAAAUAGGAAAUUAUAAUAUACUCCAAAUCAUUGUUAUAUAAGACAAAUAGUUGUUUAUAUUGUAUAUCAUAUGGAAUGUAACAAUCAAAAUACGUCAACAAUGAGUGAAAAUGAAUCUAUGUAUGGGACAACUUUAUCUCAAGAAUCUAUAAAAGUGAUCGCUGAAAGCAUAGGAGUAGGAAACUUCCCAGAUGAAGCAGCUAAGGAUCUUGCUGAAGAUGUCAGUUACAGACUUAAAGAAAUCAUACAAGAUGCUGCAAAGUUUAUGAGACAUGGCAAACGUCAACGUUUGACAACUCAUGAUAUAGAUCAUGCAUUAAAAAUUAAAAAUGUUGAACCAACGUAUGGAUUUUUUGCUAAAGAUCAUAUACCAUUUCGUUUUGCUUCUGGCGGUGGUCGUGAAUUGCAUUUUGUAGAAGAAAAAGAAAUAGAUCUCAAUGAAGUUGUUUCUAUGUCUGGUGGACAGGCAUGGCCCAAAUUACCUUUAGAAAUAACUUUGCGUGCACACUGGCUUUGUAUAGAUGGCGUACAACCAACAAUACCAGAAAAUCCACCUCCUGUAUCUAAAGAAGCUCAAAAAUUGGAAAGUGUUGACCCUACAAGCAAGUUAACUAAUAAGAAUCAAAAUAUAGGUGCUGGAAAACCAGGUGGUGGUGGCAAAAGUCAAAAAUUACGUAAUGUAGAAACUGUACAUGUUAAACAAUUGGCGACUCAUGAGUUAAGUGUAGAGCAACAACUAUAUUAUAAGGAAAUAACGGAAGCUUGUGUUGGCUCUGAUGAAGCUCGGAGAGCAGAAGCAUUACAAUCAUUGUCUGCAGAUCCAGGUUUACACGAGAUGUUAGCACGUAUGUGUACGUUUAUUGCAGAGGGUGUACGAGUUAAUGUUGUGCAAAAUCACCUUGCACUACUUAUCUACCUUAUGCGUAUGGUUAAAGCACUUCUUGAUAAUCCAAGUCUAUAUCUUGAAAAAUAUCUUCACGAGUUAAUACCGUCAGUUGCUACCUGUAUAGUUUCACGUCAGUUGUGUAUGAGACCAGAAGCUGAUAAUCAUUGGGCUUUGCGAGACUUCGCUUCUCGAUUGAUGGCUCAAAUAUGCAAGAAUUUUAAUACUUCUACGAAUAAUGUACAAACUAGAGUAACUCGUAUGUUUAGUCAAGCUUUAGCUAAAUGUAAAGAGACACCUCUAGCUUCUCUCUAUGGAGCAAUUGAAGGAUUAUGUGAAUUAGGUCCAGAGGUGAUAAAAGCUUUAGUUAUACCAAAAGUGAAAUCGAUUUCUGAACGCAUCGAAUCAUGUAUCGAAGGUCCAGGAUUAACCAAUAUUGAUAAAAAUGGUGCUGGUCAUAUAAAAUCAUUACUCGUUAAAUCAGUAGCACCUGUUUUAAAAACGGUACGAACAGCACCAGAUUAUGUUGAAGAAUAUAAAUUGGAUUAUGGAUACAUAGGACCAGCCUUAUGUGCAGCAGUUGCUAAAGCUCGAACACAACCUACGGCUUUAGCAUCAACUGCUACAACUACCGCAUUAACUACAACUCAGCAACAGGGACCUACUUGUACUACCAAAACUCUUGUACAAACAGAAAAUGUUUCAGUGUCAAAUUCGAAUCCUGGCCAACAAGCAGGAAGAACGAUAAUGCUUGGUACAAGUAGAACUGGUAAUACAACUACAACUGCUGGAGGUCAGAAGUUUGUUAUUUUGCAAUCUCGAUCUCAAACACCUACUGCAUCUAAUAUAAAUAGUGGUACGAUACAACAACAGCAAUCUCAGACGCAACAACAACAAGUAAAAAUUGCACAAAGUAAUGUAAAUUCACAAAAACCACAUUUGCAAAAUGUGGCGCCUAAGUUGGUUGUUGUAUGUAUGUCUAAUAGUACCCAUACAAAUACAUCUGUUACUCAGCAAGCAAAUAUGACAAACAAGACGCAAAAUGUCUUUGUAACACAACAGAGUGUAGAACAUGCAUUAAGUCCAGAAGAAGAACAAUCAUUUGAGUAAAAGUUAUAUUUUGAGUAAAUUACACAAAA